This is a messenger RNA of Hippoglossus stenolepis (Pacific halibut), 5310 nucleotides long. It is a transcript of the gene slc25a42, whose product is annotated as solute carrier family 25 member 42. The coding region runs from base 636 to 1616 and encodes 326 amino acids. Lineage: Eukaryota; Metazoa; Chordata; Actinopteri; Pleuronectiformes; Pleuronectidae. The record is from RefSeq and is a predicted model, not a curated record. Gene Ontology annotation, cellular component: mitochondrial inner membrane. Gene Ontology annotation, biological process: transmembrane transport. The transcript is spliced from 8 exons.
ACAUGUAAAAUAACAGUAAACAAUAAUCUUUUAACCAAAACCAUUUCGCAAACUAAACCAAAAGAUAUAACCACAACAUAAAUACAUGAUCUUUUAGACUCUGGGGAGUUUCCUGUUCACGCCCCUGUGAGCGACCUAUCCAGGCACGCCUCCCCUCAGACUCCAUUUCCCACAAUGCCUCGGCGCUUGUCCUUGUCGGACCUCAGUGUGGCGGAGCUAACGUUCAGCGGUGACAGCAGCUGUUGGAGCAGCAUGGACGAUGCCAGUCCCCCGGAGUCUGUGUUGGGCCAACGAAUCUCCUACGUGUUUAGAAGAAGCAGCGUUUAACGACAGGAGACAUUGUUUUAUUUUUAUUUUUAAUGGCGACUCAGCUGAAUUUCUAGACUAAUAAUAACGUUAGUGUAGCGGGGAAGCUAACAGCUAGCUAACGUUACUUAACCUGGAAUUUGGCUCACUUAAGAACAAGAACCUGCUAACCAGUCUAUCUGGAAUAACUCUGGAUCUCUAAGCAGCAGGAAACCCCAGGUGUCUGAGCUGGUGUCAGACUGGGUGAGCUCUCAGUGCCUGGUGUCGCCGCCCGUCCUGUGGUUGAAUUCAUGAGCGCGCUCAGUGACAGCUGUGCGUAGUCCUCGGGAAUGGGGAAUGGAGUCCAGGAACAACGGGCAUCUCUUACACAAGGAGAAGUGCUGCCGCUGGCUUCCUCCAGUCAGUCAGAAGGCCUGAUGCACACUCGGACUAUCCUCAACUCGCUCUUCUCAGGGGCUUUAGCAGGAGCUUUGGCCAAGACCGCUGUCGCCCCAUUGGACAGGACUAAAAUCAUCUUCCAAGUGUCGUCAGCACGAUUCUCUGCCAAGGAGGCAUACAGGCUGAUAUACCGCACCUACCUAAAGGAUGGCUUCUUCAGUCUGUGGAGGGGGAACUCUGCCACCAUGGUGCGAGUCAUCCCAUACGCUGCCAUCCAGUUCUGUGCUCAUGAGCAGUACAAGAGGCAGCUGGGAAGCUACUAUGGCUUUCAGGGCAAAGUCCUGCCUCCGUUACCAAGGUUACUGGCCGGAUCUAUGGCUGGUACAACGGCGGCCAUGCUGACCUAUCCUCUGGACAUGGUGCGAGCUAGGAUGGCCGUAACACCAAAGGAAAUGUACAGUAAUAUCCUGCAUGUGUUUGUGCGGAUUUCUCGAGAAGAGGGCCUGAAGACGCUGUAUCGAGGUUUUGCACCCACCAUACUGGGUGUAGUUCCCUAUGCUGGCCUCAGCUUCUUUACCUAUGAGACACUGAAGAAGCUACAUGCUGAACGCAGCGGCCGCCCCUACCCCUACUCGUACGAGCGCCUGGCGUUUGGAGCCUGUGCGGGUCUCAUUGGCCAGUCGGCGUCUUACCCUCUGGAUGUGGUACGACGGCGCAUGCAGACUGCGGGAGUCACCGGUCACACAUAUGGCACCAUCCUGGGCACCAUGAGGGAGAUCGUGUCUGAGGAGGGGGUCAUCCGCGGACUCUACAAAGGUCUCAGCAUGAACUGGGUGAAGGGGCCUGUUGCAGUGGGGAUCAGCUUUACGACGUUUGACCUUACUCAGAUUCUCCUGAGGAAGCUGCAUCAGAUGGGCUACACGUCUCGAUAAUAGCAUAUCGACUGAUAUGAAAAGAAUUAUAGUGAUAAUGUUUUUUUCCAUAUCGCCCAGCCCGACGUGGUACUGUGUACCUGUACACACUGUUGUCGUGUACAUCUAAGUGCAAUAUGCUCAGUGAUUUUAUGUGUGUGGGUGCUGAUAGGUUAUUACGCUCUGUGCCCCUUGUGGACCAGGCCUGUGAGUGUAUUUAUCGAUCAGAGAGUUCAGAGGUACACACACACACACACACACACACACACACACACACACACACACACACACACACACACACACACACACACACUGAUAACUCAACUGCCUUGUGUGUCCGCUUCCAACCGACACCCUCAAAUGCAAUGCAGGCUGCCACUCAUUUCCUACUGACUUUUAACAUCCAUUUGGUUUGAUAAGAGUAAAUUGUGCCCUCUUGAGAUUUGUUUUGAUUUGUGUACAUUUGUUUUAUGGAAUUAUACCAAAGGUUAGGAUGUGAGCUAGCUUCAAGAUUAUAUGAUCUUAGUGAUGUUAGUGCAUAUGAGCAUAAAAGAGAUAAAACCUUGCCCAGCACAGAGGUAACAGCAUCUUUACUGCCAGGGCACAGUGAGUUAUGGUUUGAGUUGAAGUUGUUUAAAUCUCCGAGUCAAGUAUCUUUAAUGUAAAACUUUAAUGUGAAACUUAAUUUGCAGACUUUUAGUUGGAGUUAAGCUUCUGCACUGACAUCAGACAUCUAUAUUUAAUGCCAGUGCCAAAAGUUAUAACAUUUAAAAAGUGCCCUAUUAUUACCUCUGCCAAGAAAGUUAUGUUUUCAUCCCUCUCCGUUUGUUUAUUUGUUGGUUGGUUUCUUUGUUUGUUUGUUAGUAGCAGGAUUACACUAAAACUACUGAACUAAAGAACCAUUCAAUGUUGGUUUGAAUCCUGACAAAGAGGCGGAUCCAGGAACUGUUUUAAAUCACUUUCCUAAACAUUGCGAGAAAGGACUUUUGCUGACAUUUUCACCUUUUUUCCAGGGAAUACGACAUGGAUCUUGAUGGGGGGAAAAAAAAAUAUUUAGGGUGACUGAUAAAUGGAAAUCCAGAUUAAAAUGUAGUUUCAAAUGGGGGUAGGUUUUUUUCUGCCCCUGUAUGUUAAUACAUUUUGGCCAAAUGCUGACAAAGAGGCAGAUACAGGAAUUAUCCCUUGGCUGAGCUAUGUGCUUAACUGAGUGCCAUUCUAGUUUAGUUAGUUUUUAUUGAUCAUAUCAUAGACUUACAUUUUUUUUCAAAAGUGAUUGACAGUUUUGUUGUCUCACUUAUCAAUACAUGUUGCUCUGUUCAGUAUGUGAGCUAAGAAUAACUGACAUGCAGUCUGAAGUAAUGCACAUCAGACAGUUUGAUGGGUCAUUUUACAGACCUGUGAUCAGCAGUGAAGGAGGAACACGUGUACAGUCUAAUGUGAUCUGAUACAACUCCCCUGCAGAGAAUACAUAAAGUUUACAAUUUCUCAAUAUUGUUGUAGCACUGUAAGAGGUAUUUCUUCUAAUCCUUGGUGUUUGUUGAUAUUGUUUCAGAUUAAUUAACAGGUGAUAACAUUGGAGUUCCGUAUACCGUAUGCAAAUGUUGUCUGAAGCAUCUAUCGCUUGAUGAAUUUGCUGCCAUUUCAAGCUUGUUUUGUGUAAAUCUUGACAAGACACUGGUUCAGAUUUUAACUGGUCAUCGAAAUAAUAACUUGUGCUUUGUGUGGACUCGCAGUGUAGAUCGGUAUUUGCUACUGGACUGAAAACCUGACUGGAAAUAUGCACACACACAGUGAAGAGCAUAAGUAUAAUUCAGUACAUUUCAAUGUUCUCUUUAUUGUACACUUUGUUUUUUUGUGUGUACGUGAGUUUCAGCAGUAUUGAUGCCGGCCUCCAGUCAUUAGCAGUGUCAAUAGUUUCUAUACUUAGACCUUAACCACUGAGGCAGUGUGUUUGAGCCAAGUGGAGCAGAGGUCAGGACGUUUAAAGCAGAAAGUUUAUCUUUAAAACACUUAACAUUUAGUUUAAGAAAUAAAAAAAUCAAUACAUGAUAAAUACAAAAUAUGUUUAACUCUUAAAUAAAAUAUAAGAUCACUUUUAUUAUUCAUUAUUCCUAAAAGUCACCAGAGAAACUACCAUAAUAGUUAGUCCAGAGUAAUGCCUUAACAUUGCUAACCGCCAUACACAUACCUCAGAAUAUGAUCUUUUAAAAUACGUUUUGAAAAAAAUAUUUGUGUUUGCACAUAUUUAAUCAGCAAAUAUUGUGUUUUUUUUCCCCCCUUUUUAAAAAGUUGAAUCACCUUAAAGAUAUGUUUUAAAAAAUUGAAGCUGGUACCAGAAUGAUUCUUGCCAUGUCAAGUUUCUAAAACUAAUGUUGUGAAAAAUAGUCAGAAAUUAAAUAAUUAAUGCUUAAAAUCAGAAACUAUUUAACUUUUCAAACCAAGCAUUCAUCUUCCACCUUUAGUACUUAACAGUUUUCGAUACAUUCAUGUUAUAACAUUAGAAUUUCACACCCAUCUCUAUUCAGUAGCUCUGUUAACCCCCCCGUUCAUUAAACUCACAACCCUCCUCCAAAUGCGUCUGUCUGACCAGCUUCCUCUCAUCUCUGUUCAUUGAUGCUGUGAUUGUUUUCCUAAUUGACCAAUGAAUCAGGUUUAGGGGAAAUGUAGCGUUGAGGUGAUGUGUGACACUAACCAGACUGCAUCAGCAAACUUUAACGGAAGAGCAGUUGAUGCAAGUUUAGUCUUUUGUUAUCUUCAGUCGUUACCUUAGGUACCAGGAGGGAGACGGCUUGAAACCUUCACAUGUUUUGAACUGAUGUUUCCAAGCGUUGGAUGGAAAGUAUACAGUGACUGAAGCCGAGUGAAGGACAGUUACUGACACUUAAGUGCCUAGUAAGGAAUAGUAAUGUUUUUACUCUGACUGAGCUACUCCUACUAACCUUUCUGAAGGUUGCUUCCAUUUUCUGGCCUUAGGGUGUGAAAUUUCUCAAGUAUUAAAGAAGCAGCAGGUGGUUUGAUUGUUAGACGCCUGUGACUGAAUGUAAACUUCAGGUGUAGUUUUCGUAUGGGAAUUUUGUAAAACCUUAAAAAACUGCCUUGCGUAUGGGUGGGAUGCGCGAUUCUCGGCUCUGGGACUCGAGACAAUUUCAACCCUUUUGGAACUGAUUUGAGGAAUGAGGGAGGAUUUAAUGUCUAUUUGUACCUUGAUUUAUAUGGUAUGGCAUUAAGAGAAUUGUAUUGUUAACUCCCCACCUGUAAAUCCAAGGAGACAGGUAAACCCAUUGAUGAAAUAUACUAUUAUAGAUAGAUUCUAACUAACCUAGACAAUCAUUAAAUGCCAAAAAGUUUUACGUUUUGUAUUUGUUUCAAAAUAAAAGUAUGAUCUUUGUGAAGGACCUGACAGUGGCUUAAUGAGAUGAAAUACUGACACACUACGACGACAACAAACUGCCAACUUGUCAUUUUAUUUGCUCCGAUCAAAGAAAAUUGUUUGUACAAUGCAACUGUAUUGACAUGUUACAGCAGAUCAUCUUGUGUGUUUUUGAUCCAGUGCAGCAGUGAUAUAAUGACUGCCUUGUAAAUCCGAGUGGUUUGUGCCAACUGAAUGUUAAUGUACCUACUAAUACCACACCCUGUGUCCAGUCUGUAGUGUUCAUGGUCAAACUGUAGGAAAGUUUAGAAAUAUCAAAUUCUUAAAUAAAGUGGAUGUUGACAA